GCCCUGCCACGCUCUAGGCUCAUCACAUGGUCAGGCCACUGUGCGUCACUGCCCUGCACUCUGCUAGAAAGUACCGGGGCUGGGAUUCCUUUUGGGUGACUGGGUUGGGAGAAGUCGCUCUGAGUACUUGUCGGAGCCGAAAUAAACACAGACUCCGCGGCCGGGCGGGACCUUACCCGGAAGUCUCCCAGAACGCCACUACCCUUCGCUGAAACCUCGCCUGCCCCCUCCAACCCAGAGACGAAAAGGGAAAGCAUCACGGACAGAAACUGUUGGCACAACUCCACAGAUAUUCUCCCGGCCCGAGCCAGACUCCAAAAGCCCCGCGCGUGGCGCCUGGAGGCCGCAAGGGCUGAGGAGAAGCGCAGCGUCGGGGGCGCGGCGGGUGUGGCCCCGCCCCCUAGUAGGGCCCUGCAGCGGCACCUCCCAGAAGGGGCGAAGCCGGCGACGCCUUCUUCCUUCCUGAUCUGCGCGCGCAGCCUGCUGUCGCUGUCCGCGCCUGCUCCUGCUCCUCCGCUCCUCCGCUCCUCCGGCGCGGGGUGCUGAAACAGCCCGGGGAAGUAGAGCGGCCGCCGGGGAGCCCAGCCAGCCGAACGCCGCCGGUGUCCGCAGCCUCUCGCGGCCUCAGCAUGAGUGCGCGCGGCCUGGGCCUCGGCCUCCUCCUGCUGCUACUGUGUCGGGCGCAGGUGUUUUCACAGUCCUGUGUUUGGUAUGGAGAGUGUGGAAUGGCAUAUGGGGACAAGAGGUACAAUUGCGAAUAUUCUGGCCCACCAAAACCACUGCCAAAGGAUGGAUAUGACUUAGUGCAGGAACUCUGUCCAGGAUUCUUCUUUGACAAUGUCAGUCUCUGUUGUGAUGUUCAGCAGCUUCAGACACUGAAAGACAGCCUGCAGCUGCCUCUACAGUUUCUGUCCAGAUGUCCAUCCUGUUUUUAUAACCUACUGAACCUGUUUUGUGAGCUGACAUGUAGCCCUCGACAGAGUCAGUUUUUGAAUGUUACAGCAACUGAAGAUUAUGUUGAUCCUGUUACAAACCAGACGAAAACAAAUGUAAAAGAGUUACAGUACUAUGUUGGACAGAGUUUUGCCAACGCAAUGUACAAUGCCUGCCGGGACGUGGAGGCCCCCUCAAGUAAUGACAAGGCCCUGGGACUUCUGUGCGGGAAGGAUGUUGAUGCCUGUAAUGCCACCAACUGGAUUGAAUACAUGUUCAAUAAGGACAAUGGACAGGCACCUUUUACUAUCACUCCCGUGUUUUCAGAUUUUCCAGUCCAUGGGAUGGAGCCCAUGAAUAAUGCCACCAAAGGCUGUGACGAGUCUGUGGAUGAGGCUACAGCGCCAUGUAGCUGCCAGGACUGCUCUAUUGUCUGUGGCCCCAAGCCUCAGCCCCCACCCCCUCCCGCUCCCUGGAUGAUCCUUGGCUUGGACGCCAUGUAUGUCAUCAUGUGGAUCACCUACAUGGCAUUUUUACUUAUGUUUUUUGGAGCAUUUUUUGCAGUGUGGUGCUACAGAAAGCGGUAUUUUGUCUCCGAGUACACUCCCAUCGAUAGCAAUAUAGCUUUUUCUGUUAACGCGAGUGACAAAGGAACGACUUGGCUCUUAACCUCCACCCUACCUUCCUCCCCCACUCUUCCAGGAGAGGUGUCCUGCUGCGACCCGGUCAGUGCAGCAUUUGAGGGCUGCUUGAGGCAGCUGUUUACACGCUGGGGGUCUUUCUGCGUCCGAAACCCUGGCUGCGUCAUUUUCUUCUCACUGGUCUUCAUUGCUGUGUGUUCUUCAGGCCUGGUGUUUGUCCGGGUCACAACCAAUCCAGUUGACCUCUGGUCAGCCCCUAGCAGCCAGGCACGCCUGGAAAAAGAGUAUUUUGACCAGCACUUUGGGCCUUUCUUCCGGACAGAGCAGCUCAUCAUCCAGGCCCCCCUCACCGACAAACACACUUAUCAGCCGUACCCUUCGGGAGCCGAUGUGCCCUUUGGACCUCCACUUGACAUACAGAUAUUGCACCAGGUUCUUGACUUACAAAUAGCCAUCGAAAACAUUACUGCCUCUUAUAACAAUGAGACUGUGACACUUCAAGACAUCUGCUUGGCCCCUCUCUCACCAUAUAACACGAACUGCACCAUUAUGAGUGUGUUAAAUUACUUCCAGAACAGCCACUCCGUGCUGGACCACAAGAUAGGGGAUGACUUCUUUGUGUACGCUGAUUACCAUACACACUUUCUGUACUGCGUACGGGCUCCGGCCUCUCUGAAUGAUACAAGUUUGCUCCAUGAUCCUUGUCUGGGUACAUUUGGUGGACCAGUGUUCCCCUGGCUUGUGUUGGGAGGCUAUGAUGAUCAAAACUACAAUAACGCCACUGCCCUUGUGAUUACCUUCCCUGUGAGUAACUACUAUAAUGAUACAGAGAAGCUCCAGAGGGCCCAGGCCUGGGAAAAAGAGUUUAUUAAUUUUGUGAAAAACUACAAGAAUUCCAACCUGACCAUUUCCUUCACUGCUGAACGAAGUAUUGAAGAUGAACUAAAUCGUGAAAGUAACAGUGAUAUCUUCACUGUCAUAAUUAGCUAUGCCAUCAUGUUUCUAUAUAUUUCCCUAGCCUUGGGGCACAUCAAAAGCUGUCGAAGGCUUCUGGUGGAUUCGAAGGUCUCACUAGGCAUUGCAGGCAUCCUGAUCGUGCUGAGCUCAGUGUCUUGCUCCUUGGGUGUCUUCAGCUACAUUGGGUUCCCCUUGACCCUCAUUGUGAUUGAAGUCAUCCCGUUCCUGGUACUGGCUGUUGGAGUGGACAACAUCUUCAUUUUGGUGCAGGCCUACCAGAGAGAUGAACGUCUUCAAGGGGAAACCCUGGAUCAGCAGCUGGGCAGGGUCCUAGGAGAAGUGGCUCCCAGUAUGUUCCUGUCAUCCUUUUCUGAGACUGUAGCAUUUUUCUUAGGAGCACUGUCCGUGAUGCCAGCUGUACACACAUUCUCUCUGUUUGCGGGAUUGGCAGUCUUCAUUGACUUUCUUCUGCAGAUUACCUGUUUCGUGAGUCUCUUGGGAUUAGACAUUAAACGUCAAGAGAAAAAUCGGCUAGACAUCUUUUGCUGCAUCAAAGGUGUUGAAGAUGGAACAAGUGUCCAGGCCUCAGAGAGCUGUUUGUUUCGCUUCUUCAAAAACUCCUAUGCUCCACUUCUGCUAAAGGACUGGAUGAGACCAAUUGUGGUAGCAGUAUUUGUGGGUGUUCUGUCAUUCAGCAUUGCAGUCCUGAACAAAGUAGAUAUUGGAUUGGAUCAGUCUCUUUCAAUGCCAGAUGACUCCUAUGUGGUGGAUUAUUUCAAAUCCAUCAGUCAGUACCUGCAUGCGGGUCCGCCUGUGUACUUUGUCCUGGAGGAAGGGCACGACUACACUUCUCCAAAGGGGCAGAACAUGGUGUGCGGCGGCAUGGGCUGCAACAACGAUUCCCUGGUGCAGCAGAUAUUUAACGCGGCACAGCUGGACAACUAUACCCGAAUAGGCUUCGCCCCCUCAUCCUGGAUUGACGAUUAUUUCGACUGGGUGAAGCCGCAGUCAUCUUGCUGUCGAGUGGACAAUAUCACUGACCAGUUCUGCAAUGCUUCAGUGGUCGACCCUGCCUGCAUCCGCUGCAGGCCUCUGACUGCAGAGGGCAAACAGCGGCCUCAGGGUAGAGACUUCAUGAAAUUCCUGCCCAUGUUCCUUUCGGAUAAUCCUAACCCCAAGUGUGGCAAAGGAGGACAUGCUGCCUAUAGUUCUGCAGUUAACAUCCUCAGCAAUGGCACCGGGGUUGGAGCCACAUACUUCAUGACCUACCACACUGUGCUGCAGACCUCUGCUGACUUUAUUGACGCUCUGAAGAAAGCACGACUUAUAGCCAGUAACAUCACUGAAACCAUGGGCAUUAACGGCAGUGCUUACCGGGUGUUUCCCUACAGUGUGUUUUAUGUCUUCUACGAACAGUACCUGACCAUCAUUGACGAUACUGUCUUCAACCUCGGUGCGUCCCUGGGCGCCAUAUUUCUGGUAACCAUGGUCCUCCUGGGCUGCGAGCUGUGGUCGGCUGUCAUCAUGUGCACCACCAUCGCCAUGGUCUUGGUCAACAUGUUUGGAGUUAUGUGGCUCUGGGGCAUCAGUCUGAAUGCUGUGUCCUUGGUCAACCUGGUGAUGAGCUGUGGCAUCUCCGUGGAGUUUUGCAGCCACAUAACCAGAGCGUUCACGGUGAGCACGAAGGGCAGCCGUGUGGACCGCGCAGAAGAGGCACUCGCCCACAUGGGCAGCUCCGUAUUCAGUGGAAUCACACUUACAAAAUUUGGAGGGAUUGUGGUGUUGGCUUUUGCCAAAUCUCAAAUUUUCCAGAUAUUCUACUUCAGGAUGUACUUGGCUAUGGUGUUACUGGGAGCCACACACGGAUUAAUAUUUCUCCCUGUCUUACUCAGUUACAUAGGGCCAUCAGUAAAUAAAGCCAAAAGUCAUGCCACUGAAGAGCGAUUCAAAGGAACAGAGCGCGAACGGCUUCUAAACUUCUAGCCCUCUCACAGGGCAUGCAGACUGAACUGUAUCUAAGGGUUGGUCGGUGUACCACUGGACGGGCGCUGCAUCGGUAAGGCCAAGUUGAACAUGGGAUGGCACCAAUCACCAGGCUAUUUAGCAGCAGCUUUGAACAUAGCGCCUGUGAACUCAGGAAUACACAGUUGACAUGGAAAGCAGUAUUACUAAAUCAUCUGGAGGCAACCACAGGACACUAAACUUCUCCCCGCUUCUUCAAGAAAGAAACCUCAUUCUUUAGCAAGCAGGAGGUGACACUAGAUGGCUGUGAAUGUGAUCUGCUCACUGACACUUUGUAAAGGCCAAUCAAUGCACUGUCUCUCCUUUUAGGAGCAAGCCAUCCCACAAGUUCUAUACCACAUUUUCAGCGAACUUUGAGGUUGUAGAUACACUUUAUUAUAACAUUUUAUAGUUUAAAGAGCUUUAUUAAUGCAAUAAAUUAACUUUGUACACAUUUUUAUAUAUCUAAAAAAAAAAAAAACCAAGUGAUUUCAGAAUGUUGUAGGCCUCAUUAGAGCUUGGUCUCCAAAAAUCUGUUUGAAAAAAGCAACAUGUUCUUCACAGUGUUCCCCUAAAAAGGAAGAGAUUUAAUCGCCAGUUAGAUGUGGCACGAAACAAGGGAAAAAUAAAGUAGGUGUGUCUACUGGGUUUUAACUUAUUUUUCUUUAAUAAAAUACAUUCGUUUCCUAA
Callithrix jacchus (white-tufted-ear marmoset) is the source of this 5222-nucleotide messenger RNA. RefSeq names its product NPC intracellular cholesterol transporter 1 (gene NPC1). Gene Ontology annotation, molecular function: cholesterol binding; lipid carrier activity. Gene Ontology annotation, cellular component: plasma membrane. The record is from RefSeq and is a predicted model, not a curated record. Gene Ontology annotation, biological process: cholesterol homeostasis; intestinal cholesterol absorption; sterol transport. NCBI's taxonomy places the organism in Eukaryota, Metazoa, Chordata, Mammalia, Primates, Cebidae.